AUCUGUUUGUCCUCGUGGCCUGAUGAUGGGAAGAGCUUUCUCCUGGAAGUUGCAGGCGAAUCCCUCUCUAUUGCAGCUUCGAGUGCAUCUUAGUCUCUUGGGAGGUGGAAUGGACCCUUGAAUCUUGAGUGCUUGAUUGAAGGAUGGUUUCGAUUGCUGGCUUUCUCACAAGUAAUUGUCUCACUGUAGUCUUCUUCUUGGUUUCUAUUUCUUGGCUUAUCCAAACGUCAGAGUUGGGAUUUUGGGUUUUGAUUCCUAAAAAAACAAAUAAUAAUUGAAGGCGGAAGGUGGUGGUGUGACCAUGUGGUAAUGGUUGUGGCCUUGUGGUGGGGUGGGUUGGAGAUAGGAAUUAUAACUUCCUGCAGUUGCAGCUUCUGUAUCAAGAGCUUCUGACGGAAACCCAGAAUAAAAGCAGCAAGCUUUGAAAGCAAAAGACCGUUUUUCUGGGUAGGUGGUGAUGUGGAGAAUGAUGGGGGCAUGCACAAAUCCAAGCUGAGGAGAAAAUGAAUUUGCAGCAAGUAUUACUACCCAAGUCAUAUGCUAAUGGAUUUGGUCGUAGAAGAGGAGGUGAUAGAAAUUUCAAGACUAGGCUGGAAAAUAAGUUGCAGUCCAGCAAAUUCAACCCUGGAAGAAUACCAAAUGCAGGUGAGAUGUCUGUAACCUUUUUCUUUGUCAUUUUCUUUACUACUCCCCAUCUGAUAUUUACUUGGUAUUGGUGUACCAGCUGGUGGCAAGGUUGGAUGUCCUUCCCAUGAUUGUUUAGUAUAUAUAUUUGGUGACAUGUCUUAUUUUAGUUUUUACUUUCUCUAGUUUUGCUUUAUGGGCCAUUGAGUUUUUUCCCAAAGUUCUUGUUGUAUACAUAUCAUAUUGGUUUGAAUCAUGUCAUUUUGCUGUUAUGAACUGGAAUCAGUUUGAGAGAAAUGAACUUCUUUUUGAGUAAACGUACCUUCAAUGUUGAACUACCAUAUACAACGAAGCUUCAAAAAGGUCCUCAUAUGAGAGGGUUGGAAAGGGAAGCAAUGAGAAUAGCCAGAGAGAUUGAGGGUGAAUAUACCAAGGACCUGCAUUUAGCAGGGAAAGAGGCCUUCAUCUUCACAAUAACUUUGAUAUUGAUGAAGAGGCCAGACUCUCUUCAGUGUACAGGGUGGAAGGGUUGAUGAUCGUUGAUGUGAAGAAGAUGAGGAGAUAGUGUUGGAUUCACACAAUAUGGAAACUUUUGGAGGUUCAUCUGCUUCUGUUAGUAACAGGCCUACAGAUUUCAGCAGUUUAAAAUGCAGUUAAAGAGUUGUGCCAUCAAGCUCUUCCUUAAUGGAUGAGACACCAUCUUCACAAUCUACAAGUGUUGUGGAUAUAAACCUGUCUGGCUCUAAUGAUCUUGCUAGACAGCCGGCGUCUGAAGUUCCUUUUAGAAGUACCUCUAACAGUGAAAGCAGAAUCCAGGACAAUUUGCUUGAUGAUUUUGGAGGAACUAAUAAUCCUAAAGAUUCUGUAGAAAAUCAAUCAUUAACUGAGGAUCCUAACUUGUCAAUCCCAAUGGGUGAGUUCUCUUCUUUCUUUGAAUGCUAACUAGAUGCUUUCUCCAACAGCCAUUGAAAAUGUAGUAGAGCCUAUUUUCUUGCAAACAUUCAGUAAGAUAAAAUGCAAUACAUGUGCUUAUGGAUGGUGACUGCAGAGCAAUUUCUAAUGCAGGUUCUCAAUCAUUAUUAAUUAACAAGACUAACAGCUGCAAUAGAGUAGAGCCAUCUGCAAACACAACUACUUCUGCUGUGGUGCAUGCUUCAUCAAAGGCUGGUGAAAACUCAGUCUGAAUGAAGUCUCAGAAGACCCUGCAUCUAGCAAAGUGCCCGGGAAAGUGCAGUUGGUAGAUUCUUGUGGACAAGAAGGUUGUUCUACGUCAUCCAAUUCAGAUCAUAUUGGUGGUGCUGCUGUUGUCUCAGCUUCCAGUUGUCCUGGCUUAUCUCCAAGCUCAUCAGGGGGUUCAUUACCCUCUGAAAAGUCAACCCUAAAUCUCCAUGCAAAGGAACUCAAACUCAAUCCUAACGCAAAGAGUUUCACCCCAUCACAAGCAACCGUUUGGCCUCCAUCACCUGUAUCAGAUGGUUCCUUCUAUCAUCCACCCAGUCUGUCUCCUGUAACGCAUAUGCAUGGCAUACCUGUUGGUUUUGGGGUAAGUGUUUCUAUAGGAGUAUACAACUAGAUUGUCGCAAUACCAUUUUUUCCCCCUCAUUUUUUUUAUUGGAUAUAUAAUUCUGUAAGUCAGUGAGCCAUGCUUGUGGAUUGAGCUUUUAUUUAAUU
This is a messenger RNA of Rubroshorea leprosula, 2295 nucleotides long. NCBI's taxonomy places the organism in Eukaryota, Viridiplantae, Streptophyta, Magnoliopsida, Malvales, Dipterocarpaceae. The record is from the annotation of a GenBank genome assembly.